AUGUCCACCGCCACCGACCCAUCCCACGGCGGCGACGCCGCCGUCAAACCCAAGCUCAUCACCUCAUUCGAUCUCCGCGCCGAAUUCGCCCACCACGAUCCCGCCGUGGCCCGCAUCAACAACGGCAGCUUCGGGUGCUGCCCCGCCUCCAUCAUCGCUGCCCAGCAGCGCCACCAACUCCUGUUCCUCCGCCAGCCCGACCACUACUACUUCAAUGCCCUGAAGCCCGCUAUCCUCCGCACCCGCCGCCUUGUCCAAACCCUAAUCAACGCCGACCACGUCGACGAGGUCUCCGUCGUCGACAACGCCACCACCGCCGCCGCAAUCGUUCUCCAGAACACCACCCGCUCCUUCCUCUCCACCGACCCUGGAGACGCCGCCCUCAUCCUCCACUACGCCUACGGCGCUGUCAAGAAGUCCGUCCUCGCGUACAUCUCACGCGCCGGCGGCCGCGUCAUCGAGGCCCAUCUCCCCUUCCCAGUCAGAUCCAGCUCCGAAAUCAUCCUCGAAUUCCAAAAGGCCCUCCGGCUGGGGAAGUCCGACGGCCGGCGGAUCCGGCUGGCCGUCAUCGACCACAUUACCUCCAUGCCCUGCGUCGUCAUACCCGUGAAGGAGCUCGUCCAGAUCUGCCGACAAGAGGGCGUCGACCGGAUCUUCAUUGACGGGGCCCACGCCAUCGGCAACGUCGACAUCGACGUCAAGGACAUCGGCGCCGAUUUCUACACCAGCAAUCUCCAUAAAUGGCUCUUCUGCCCGCCGUCCGCUGCCUUCCUCUACUGCAGAAGCUCCGACGAGUUCUCGGACCUGCACCACCCGGUGGUGUCCCAUGAGUACGGCAACGGGCUGGCCAUGGAAAGCGCGUGGAUCGGGACCAGGGACUACAGCGCCCAGCUCGUGCUGCCGGAGGUUAUGGAGUUCGUGAACAGAUUUGAUGGCGGGUUGCAGGGGAUUAUGAAGAGGAACCACGAGAAGGUGGUGGAGAUGGCGGAGAUGCUGGCGGCAUCGUGGGGGACUGAGCUGGGGGCCCCACCGGAGAUGUGCGCUAGCCUGGCAAUGGUGGGUCUGCCGUCCUGUUUGGGGAUUCGAGGUGAUUCGGAUGCUUUAAGUCUGAGGAGGCAUCUGAGGGAGUGUUUCAAGGUGGAGGUGCCGAUUUAUUAUCGUGCGGCCAUGGAGGAUGAGGUGAACUCCUUGACUGGUUAUGUCAGGAUUUCGCAUCAAGUAUAUAAUGUGGCUGAGGAUUAUUACCGGCUCAGAGAUGCUGUGAGGGAGUUGGUCAAGAAGGGGUUCACUUGCAGUGUGCUUUCAAAUUCACUUGGAUAUGAGACAUAGUUCACUUGGAAUGCAAACAAUGAGAUGAAAGUAUUCCUAGAUGCAAUCUACCAGACACCCAAAAGAAAAAAUAAUUGUAAAACCUGGACCAGGCCAAAUCCAAAGGGCCAAAUAUUAUUGAAGAUGUUAAGACAGACAAGAUUUCCAGUGGGUUGUGAUUGGAAAGUUUACAAAGACCAUAUACCUUUUUUCACAUGAAGUCUAAUUGUCUCCAUUUUGUAGGCAAUGCAGAAAAAGGGCAUGUAAAUAGUUUUAUGUACAUAAACACACUGAUUAAUUGGGAAACCUACAUUUUGACAAGUUUAGAAAUAUUGUCAGUGUUUUUUGCCCUUCUCGUAAUCUCAGCUUUCAAGUGGCUGGAAAUGCGAGAGGCUUCAUUUUGAUUAUUGAAUUUAGAAGAUCAUAUUCAUAAGUUCAUUGAACUUGUUUGUAGAUAAUGGAUCAGAGCUCUUAUUUUGAUUC
Striga asiatica is the source of this 1791-nucleotide messenger RNA. Lineage: Eukaryota; Viridiplantae; Streptophyta; Magnoliopsida; Lamiales; Orobanchaceae. The record is from the annotation of a GenBank genome assembly.